Messenger RNA from Anopheles stephensi (Asian malaria mosquito), 8620 nucleotides. RefSeq names its product octopamine receptor Oamb (gene Oamb). Gene Ontology annotation, cellular component: membrane. The transcript has 6 exons. Lineage: Eukaryota; Metazoa; Arthropoda; Insecta; Diptera; Culicidae. The record is from RefSeq and is a predicted model, not a curated record. Gene Ontology annotation, biological process: adenylate cyclase-activating adrenergic receptor signaling pathway. The coding region runs from base 1550 to 3292 and encodes 580 amino acids. Gene Ontology annotation, molecular function: G protein-coupled amine receptor activity.
GCCACUCACGGCAAACGCUCGCUGCAAGGUCCGCCCGCACGUUCGCUCGCUCGUAACGGGCCAGAACCAACCGGCCGUUCGCAGUCCGUUUGGAGCGCUCCGCGUGCGAGCACACAGUAGUGCUUAAUGAAAUCCGUAACCCUGGGAUGUUAAAAGUCAUACAGCUGCGGACACAAGGUGUAUCAAACAGUGACAGCAGUGAGAGCGACAUGAAGUGUUUCAGUGCAUUCUGUCUGUUAACAGCUCGAAAAUUCGAUAUAGUGAACUUAUAAACCCCCCAAAAAAAAGUGAAAAAUCAUAAAAGAAAAACAGAAACAUCAUCAACAACAAUGCAAAAUUUAUCAAAAGAAAGUGCAAAAAAUAUAACUUGUGCAUGCUCUUAAGAAUAUUAAAGAAAACGAAGAAAAAAAACAGUUGUAUAAACGAAGCGACAGGCAUAGUAAAGUUUAAAACAGAACAGAAGUGAAGCGAAAAGCAGUGAAAAGAAAUUUUGGCAAAUAGCAAACUUGAAGCUCACUCAACAUUCUUCGCGAGAACCUGGCUAGCGUCGAUGGAAUAUUUCACAAUUCAUAAGAGCACGCUGCACUAAGCACCUCGCGCCCAUCUACAGUGAGAGAGAGAGAGAUAGAGAGAGGGAGAAACUGUCAACGUCAGCCAAAUAUACAUCCAAACGAAGCCUUUUUUGGGGACUCCGUCCCUGCGAAGAAAGCUUCCUCCGGACUCGCUAUUCAUCGGCAGUGUGUGCAGUGUUGUAGAGCUGGUGAAGAUAUCUUCACCAGAGGCUUCACUGGACCAUUGCACCAGUCAGAUUGAAUAAAACAACAGUACGUGUGAGUGGCGGUGUGUGAGUACGGCAAAGAAAAGUGGAAGCUCAGACACGUUCCAAGUGAAGAUUGGCAGCUGUUGGUGGUGGUGGUGGUGGUUGUGGCAGUGAUGACGAUGGUGACGGUGUGAGAACAAAAAGUGCUUCCGUGUCGGAAUUCCUUCCGAUUUGUCAGCGGUUUUGUCGGCUUUUUCGGUGUGCGUGUGUGUGUGUGUGGGGUUCGAAAUUGUUCGAACACCCAGCGUCCAGGCGGAAAUAAGAAGCAGAGCCACCGUUUCCACACUCACCAUCCGGCGUCUCUAGUGUGCGAGGGACCGCGUGUGUGUGUCAGUGCGUGAGUGUGUUAGAGCUGCUGCUGCUGCUGCUGCUGCUACCGCUGCUGCCGUUGUUUGAGGUCGUUUGAAUGGCUUACGGGGCGAGUACGGCGAGCGUGUACCAACUGCUGCUGCUGCUGCUGCCACGACCGCAAAAUGGCUAGAUUCUACCAGACGGCUACAUUCGGCAAACUGUUUCACAAAUGGAUUGAAGGGGAAAGACGCCAUGACGCCAGUAGCAGCAGCAGCCGUCGCAGCCGCAGCCACAUCGCAGUAGCUGCCCCAUCAUCAACAUCAACGCACCAUACCCGAGCCCACCGCAGGUCGUCGCCCGCUAGCCGUGCUCACCGCCGAGUCAUCAACGUACACCGCACACGCCACGCUCACAACCGCCACGGAACGGACCGGAGCCAUGAACGAGUCGGAGUGUGCCAGCCUGCUCGCAUCCGUACAGUGGACGGAUCCGACCAAUCUGGUCUCGCUGGCGGUGCUGGCGUUCAUCAACGUGCUCGUCAUCGUCGGCAACUGUCUAGUGAUUGCGGCCGUCCUCUGCUCGCACAAGCUGCGCAGUGUAACCAAUUUUUUCAUCGUUAGUCUAGCCGUUGCUGAUUUAUUAGUCGGAUUAGCUGUAUUGCCAUUUUCGGCCACCUGGGAGGUGUUUAAGGUUUGGAUAUUCGGUGACGUCUGGUGCCGUAUCUGGCUGGCGGUCGAUGUCUGGAUGUGUACCGCCUCGAUACUGAACCUGUGCGCCAUCUCGCUGGACCGGUACGUCGCCGUUACCCGGCCGGUCACCUAUCCGAGCAUAAUGUCGACCAGGCGCGCCAAGUCGCUCAUCGCCGGGCUGUGGGUGUUGUCCUUCGUGAUCUGCUUUCCGCCGCUGGUCGGGUGGAAGGAACAGAAUGUGAAAGAGAACGUUUAUUAUCAAUACGGAAACUACACACUGGUGUCGGUGACACCGUCCCCCGCGCCUCCACUUCCCUGUCCCUGGACGUGCGAGCUGACGAACGACGCCGGUUACGUCGUCUACUCGGCGCUCGGCUCCUUCUACAUUCCCAUGUUCGUGAUGCUGUUCUUCUACUGGCGGAUCUACCGGGCAGCGGUCCGGACGACACGCGCCAUCAAUCAGGGCUUUCGCACCACCAAAGGCAUGGGCAAUCGAUUCGAUGACAAUCGGCUCACGCUACGGAUACAUCGAGGCCGUGGUUCAACGAGCGCACCACUGCACGAAUCGCCGCACAGCAAUGGGAGCACGCACAGUACCACCACCAGCAUCGGUAGUGCAUCGCCCGAGCGGCUGUCUCGCUACUCGACCCGUAGCAAAAUGGCCGGCCACGGUACCGGUACGGCCGGGCAUCCGGUCGCCCAUCACGAGAAGAUCAAGAUCUCCGUCUCGUACCCGUCGACGGAGAAUGUGGCCCAGAGCUGUCACGGUGACACGUCCGCCGGUACGUCCACGAUGGCCGGUGGCUCAUCGAGCAGUUCCGGACCGGCCGGUGCGAAGCUCCUGUACGCCGUCCACUACUCCUCGGCGAACGGGCGCGAAAGUAACGCGUCCCAGAUCUUUCGCCGACCGUCCAAAGAGCAGCAGAUCGGUAACGUACUCGGUGGCUCAACCCAGUACCUGACCGUGUCCGAGCAGCAACAGCAGCAACAACAGCAACAUCGGGAACGAGGCAGCAGCUUCCUAUCGCCCCGUGCCAGCAAACGGAUGGGUAAGCGCAACAUCAAGGCACAGGUGAAACGGUUCCGAAUGGAAACGAAAGCGGCCAAAACGUUAGCGAUCAUCGUGGGCCUGUUUGUGCUCUGCUGGUUACCCUUCUUCACGAUGUAUCUGGUCCGGCCGUUCUGUGACGACUGCAUCAACGAGCUACUGUUCUCGAUCGUGUUCUGGAUCGGGUACUGUAACUCAGCCAUAAACCCAAUGAUCUACGCUCUCUUCUCCAAGGACUUUCGGUUCGCGUUCAAGCGCAUCAUCUGUCGGUGUUUCUGCUCCGGUGGGCGGUUCCCGGGUGCGGUUGGUAGUCGCCGUGGUUCGGACAUGUCGCAGAUGAGGGCACACGGGGGCCGCACGCCGAGCAUUUCGCCGAGUGCGGCCGCCCAGUCACUGUGCGACGAUAGUGAUCCGGUUGGGGGUGAUCUGUCCGACUCCAGAUGACGAACGUCGUAUGCGCCCAGCAUCAGUUCCACCUCGAGUCCGGGCUGUGGGAUGAUGCUGCUAGCGAACUCGGCAGGUGGUGGAGGACCUAGUGGAGGAUCAGGUGGAGGAGCUCCCGGGAGCGCUGCUGGUGAGCAGGGGCAUGGUGGAAGGAGUAGUGUUAGCAGUGUGGGAACGGUCUGCAUCACUAGUAGUAGCACAACGACUUCCCAUACACUAACAGCCGCCGGUCCUAGCUCAUCCUCGGGCACAGGCGGGGUAGGCAGUACCGUACGCACCCCGAACGUGUACGAUAUCUGCCAUCCGCUCGUGAUGGAAAAUCCUGCCAGUGGUAGUGUGGGGCCGCUGCAGAGUCAUCCACUAGCGCCGCUAGCGUCACCGCUCCGGAGCCGCCUCGAGCCGGAGUCCUCCUCUGGGCGGAGUCUUCGGCGGCUAAACAUUUGAUCGUUUUGGGAGCGCUCCAUCUGGCACUUUUGCGACCAGAGCUAAGGGAACGCCAACGAAAAGGGAGGAUGGGGGGGGGGACGGGGUCGGGGAGGCGAAAGGGAAGAGCCACCAUGUAUAUAAGCCAUACGUCACCCAGCAUAUCAUACUAAUUAGCCGCCGUCGUCGAAAAACAAAAAACACACACACAGCAUUAGGACUUGUGUUUGGGUUCUGUCCGUGUGUUUGUGUUAGUCCGUGUUAACCUUCUAUUGUAACUAGCAGAAUGUAAAUGUUUUAUUGUAUGAUACGGGUACAAGGGGUGUACAACACCUUCCGGACACAACAGUACCGGACAAUAGACGACGACUACUACACAACACAGCAACAGGAAACGAAACUUUGCAAUAUCUCGACUCUGGCUCCUCUGGUUCCCUAGCUCCUACAUCCUACGACUAGCACUUGAGACGUGAAGUGUAAUCCGGAAUUGGGUCACGCAAAACGGAGAACUUUUCCUUCCGCUUUCCUCACACCCCUCUCCCCCUCUUCCCCUCUUCCCCUCUUCCCCUCUUCCGUUCCUCCGCUCCAGAAAUCACAACACCCAUUACAGCUAAUUAGCAGGACAAUGCAUGACAAACAACAAGGGAGUUAGUAAAUUGAUGUAGAACAAAUGGAGAUACGGGGAACCAGUGCGUGUGUGUGUGUGAAUGUGUAUGCUCUUUCAUUCUCACUCUCUCUCACUCUCUCUCGAUUAAAAAUGAUUUGCAUCCGUGUGUUGAACACGAUGCAGGAACAUGGAUGGGAAAUUUACGAACAUCACGCCAUCAUUAGCCGCUGGCCGAGGAUUCAAGACGGCGGCGGUGCGGGAACCACUGCAGGAGGACCGUGGGAAGAUACAAUGAAAACAAUAAUUUUCUAAACUUCAACUCACACAAUCCACAGUGCUUGGAAGCGGUUUGAAGCGGUCCGGAGCAGUGUUGUGGAGUGAGUGUGAGAGCUUUGAUAAGACACGCCACACUCCGCAGGGCCACAGGUUGUCCUGUCAGUCAACGAGGCACCGCUCUGCUUCCUUGAGGUUAGACAAACAACGGCGUAACGGUGUGUAGGGGCCGAGCGAGGAGUUUGUUAGUGUUUCUUCCACGCUGGCAUGAGAAGUUUUCUUGUUUAUCAUGCGAUAAGCGAGAUAGCACGCGAAAAAGAGUAAGAGAGAGAGAGAUCGAGAGGAAGAGCGUUGAAGUCACGCAGUCCUGUUUGUAAAUUAAAAUCGUUCGCCCUUCCUCCCCAGUUUGUGUGAUGUGUGGAAGAAGAAGCGUUACACUUUACAACAGAAACAAAACACACACACACACACAAGCACACAUGAACACAACAGAAACAAAGGGGCUUUUUCCUUCCGGUUUCAGCAGUGCACUGUGUACGGUGUGCACUACCACAACCCGAAAAGACUUGAAUACGCAACGGACGGCUUUCCGGCAUUGAAGCGUCCGUGCUGCAGCUAAGCGCCUGCAGGGUAGGCAAUACGCAAUACGCAUCGCCCGCGUAACGCUUUCCGAAAGGCACGAACGACCGAAAGAGACAGGAAUAAUGAUAGUGAGAAAAAACACAAAACAAAAUCAUUAAAUAUUAUAACAAACAAACAAAAACAAGGGUAAACUAAAUCUUAUUCUUCAUAUUAUAUAAAAAAAACCUUUUAUACGAAACAAAAGCAAAGGUUUAUACCUUAAAAAAACAUGUAUCUAUAUCUAUAUGUGUCUGUGUAAGCAUGUAUGUAACGGAAGCAAACACACGCAAACACGCAUCUAAAGCAAAACGAGUACAAUAUGCGCCUACUAAUUGUUGUUUCUUGUUGUCUAGUUGAUCUUCUUGUCGUACCGUGUAUAUGCAUCAGAUGCAUCUUCAACGACCAGUCGUAGGGUUGGGCGACUGGACUGUUAAGAAAAAAAAACAAUGGAAGCAACAACAAAAGAAAAAUUACACGUCCGAGCAGGAAAAAUGAGGCAAGCAUCGUACUCGUGCUGAGCAGUUCCCCUCGACAAAGAAAAACUAACUAAUAAGGAACCAUUACAUGUUACGCAUGAAAGAGGCAAGGUAAGGUAGUGAGCUAGCUACAAAAAUCCAUAAAAUUACAGGGUUUUUGGAGGAUACGAUAAACAGGUACGUUGAGAUAUUGAUUUGUUCAGGCAUAUAAUUGACUCGAGAUGCUUUGAUUGGCGGAAAUGAGUUGGAAACUAUCGGGGAGAGUUCCGAACUAGAAUAUCAACCACUGGUGAAGAUCUCUCCCCACCAGGCGGCUAAUCUUGGAGAAGAUGGCGGAGCAGCAGGUACCCUCUUACCAUCUCUUUAACGAUUUUAAAGCAUAUCGAAGCGAGGGGCAGAUAAUGUCCCUUGAAGGCUCUAAGAAGAAUGAAAGUUAGAGGCUCCUAUAACAUCGAGUCUGCUGAAAGAACCAGAGUCAGAUAUCAAUUGGAAAAUAAAUAUGAGGCCCUUCAUGAAGUUCAGGUCCCUCCUAAUGAUUGAGGCUAGCAGGACCUCUUAGCCUGAGGGGGAUCCUUGGAAUAUCAGGACUCUAAGCAAUCUGGUAAGUAGUAUCUAUAAGCUCCUUUGGAAUCUCGACCCGACACAAGUUUAACGGGCUUAUAAAAUUACUAGAAGUUGGAGUUGGAAUCUUCAAGGGAUCAUCUUCUUUAAGUUUGAACCUAUAUCCUGGCAUAAGCUGAUGAUUUGAUCAUUUGAUAAUAUGUGGCUUUCCUAUGUUCUCCUACGAGCUUGCCAAAGAAUCGAGGAGAUAAACAAGUCAGCAAUCCUGUUGUCAAAUAGGGAUGAGAUUAUCAAAUCUCUGAAUUCUUCAAAAACUUUAUCGGAGGUCUCUUAGAUCUAAAGUAAAGGUGUUGAGGUACAAGCAAUGGUUUCAAGGGUACUAAGGAUACUACAUAAUGAAGAAACUACUCCACUCAAAAUACCUGUAGUGACGGACUUUGAUACAUGAACUCCACCAAAAGCUGACAAUUUUCUUUUAACCGUGCUCGAGAGGAAGAUGCUCAGAAGGAUGUCUGUAAGGACAAUAGAGGAACGGCCAAAAUAAUGAGCUCUCUAUCGAGAUUCUCUAUGAUCUCAGUAUUAUACAGCUAAUCGGACUCGCCUGACUCCGGUGAGCUGAUCAAGUCACGAGAAUGUCAUCGGACAACCCAGGUUUCCAAGUCUUUUCCAGGUCGUCCAUAGAGGGGUCAUGGUUGGCCCAAAUUGAAAAGGAGUGACCUGUCCAUCAGAAAGGUCGGGAAUCAGAUUGGUAGACGAGGGCGCUAGACCGUGAGACGAUGUGCUGUUCGAUAGUGUUGUAUAAACCUCAGGUUUCGGUUCACCUAACCGGAGCUGUAGCCUGUUAAGACAUGCUGACCGCGUCAUCUCACCCAAUCUCACGAAUCAUCAAUAUACCUGAGCAAAUCACAACUACAACGACGCACUUGUCAGCUGUAUCCUCGAAAAACCCCCUCGCAAAACUGUUGAACCGCGAGGGCGAAGAAAAGUUUAUUUAUGGUAAACAUUUAGUAUCGUUACACUCGUAUAAGAAGCUUCCAGGGGACAGAAAAAAGAAGAAAAACAAAACAAAAGUUAAAGAAAAAUGGCGGCGCUUCGAUCCCUCUCGCAAUACAAACAAACAAAAAACUCACUGUUUCACUGUUACGUGUGUCUGUGUGUUACGUUUGCGCGAUGCUGUUGCAAUGGUAAGGGUGAAAUCGCACACUUAAAAAUUAACGCACACGCACGCACGCACCUGUUGCUGUUGGAAGGUUUAAGCAAGCGUGCGUGAACACACCUGUUAAACAAAUGUAAAUGUAGCACAAAACAACAAAGAGAGGAAAAAAACAAAAGAAGAAGGAGAAAGAAGAAAAGAGGAAGAAACUUACCCAAAAGGCAACAACAAAAAAGUAUCGAAGAGAAAAGAAGGAGGAAAAAAAAAAGAAAAACAAAACGUGUAUUGAAGGAGCUUCAGUCAAGGUGUAAUCUGCAGUUCAAACAACUGUAGCGAGGAGCAUAUGUAGAAAUAAAUGAAAUUGCUUAAAACGAUAGAAUUUACAUAAAAAACUAUAAUGUGAAUAUAACUUAUAUAGCAAAACCAAAACAACAAAAACGAGAGAGAGAGAGAGAGAGAGAGAGAAAGAAAGAAAGAAGAGAAAAAACUGAAAUAAAAAAUGAAACAUAUAAAACAGAAGUGAAGAGAACAAAAAAUAAAAAAGACAAACAAAAACAAGACAUUGUUUUAAGAGUAUGAGAAGACAAAGGAAGCAAGAAGUAGGACUAAGCAACAGAACACAAACACACUAAAGAAAAAGCCAACUCACGAACAUUGAAAACAUAAAAGCAAACAUAAUCAUACAAAAGCAUACAUUCGUUUGUCAUAUUUAAAUAUGUCUAGAAGGAGAACAGGAAAACCAACACACACACACACAUACACUAAGACUAAUCAAUGUGUGAGAUAGCUAUCAGCAUAGGCAUCUAAACGUCCGUGUUUGCUAUUGCUCUUUUCGUCAUUCUUCUACCAUCAAACCUCUUGAAAAUUCUUCCUUUAUACAGUGUGUGUUUCGGAUCAUUUUAGCAAGCGUCUACAUGUUUAGAACAAUCAACCAGUUUGGAGAUAACCCAUAAGCAAUCUAUGGCUUAUUAGUGUUAUUUACAGAGACUCACUCAUUGUUUUCAACAUGGAGACACUUGUUACAACACCCAAGAAACACUGUGAACACACAACCCUAACCCUCACGGUUUCCAGCUUUCCUUGAGAAAAUAAAUGGAAAAUAAAGAAGAAAAAACGAAGACAAACUAUCCUUCAGAAAGCAGUAACAACACAACUUAAAGCAAGCAAAGAAACAACAAUACAAUCAUGAAAAGAUAAAAGAAAUAGAGAGAAAA